This is a messenger RNA of Odontomachus brunneus, 3622 nucleotides long. RefSeq lists its product as uncharacterized. The coding region runs from base 2440 to 3477 and encodes 345 amino acids. The transcript has a single exon. Lineage: Eukaryota; Metazoa; Arthropoda; Insecta; Hymenoptera; Formicidae. The record is from RefSeq and is a predicted model, not a curated record.
AUAUAUAUAUUUUUUUUUUUUAUGUUGGAAGUUUAAAUAUUUGUCUUUAAAAAUCGAGAAAAUAAGAAUGCUUAGCGCUAGGUACCAAUGUUAUUAGUGUCCAAGCAUUGAUACUUUUAUCCCACACGUUCGAUUCGCCUAUUUUCGUUCCGUGGCGUUGCAUUAUUGCAGGACUCAGAAAUUGCCGCACGCAUGACUGCCGGCUCGGUUGCGCACAAUAAUCCUGCCAGUUAACUGGCCGUACAAUGCGCGUAGUUUAAUUAUCUCUGAUGAUCUCAAUGCGACGGACAAUGGCGAUCCGUUCCUUUAUGAUACGCGGCCGCGGAGAAACCGGCGCGUCCAGAAGUUUGAUGUUUCGCUGUUGCAAAUUAAUCGGAUUUCCGAUUCGCCAGAUAUCGUCGUCAAUCGACGCGAUUAGCGAUUCAUCGAAGACGAACGAAAACUCCUCGUCGAGUGCUCGACCGAGGCUAGUGGAAGAGUGAUUCUUUCCGAGGGAAUUAGCUUCUGGGAAUCACUGAAGCGUUCAUAAAACGCUCAAAUCGUCUGCGUUCAGCAGAAGUAAACGCUUAGUGAGCGCUUAGUGAUUACUAUCUGUAAAUGAAGUAUACUUUUAGAUUCUUGCACACGGAAGAAUAUCUUUUUAUUUUCUCGAAGAAAAACGAAGAUUACUCAGUUCACUUUCCUUCUUUUAGGCGAUCACAUUCGGUAAUAACGUUGUAGUUUGCAGGAAAAAACUGAUCGUUUGUUCACAUCAUUAGAUCUGUUCGAUGAACUUUGCACCAGUGCAAUAAAUUAGAGAGGGACUAGUAUACUUUUCUUUAAUUUGCAAUAGUUUGCACUUUAUAAAUCUAACAGUUGAUCAUUUUGUCCUUUACAAUCAUGUCGCCAUCGUCAACGCGAAAUUCUCGGCUGACCGAUCAGGAGCCUUGAGCGUUUACCAAGUGUUCACUUUUGCCGAACACAAAGAUGGACGUUGUCUCUGAUACAAGAGUCAUUUCGUCGCGAGGGUGGCGCGAACGUGGCGAAAGAAGUUGUUGGAGAGAGCCAGUCUCCCGAUUUCUCUCCUCCGUCUUUGACCGAUCUCUCCCGAUCGCCGAGCGUAUCGGCCGCUCUCACCGACCCCCGAAUCCAUCCGGAUAAUAACGACGGCCCUAAUGAGCGCGACGUAUGACUCGCGCGGACUAUAAAUACACGGAUUAUCCGAGCGGGGCCGUUAUUACCGGCUCUUUUCUCCAAAUUGCCUGGGUCGUCGCGGUACAGCGCACAUUCAGACAAGGCAUACCCACGCUUCGCGUCGCCUCUCUCGCAGACGAGCGAGCGGGCGGGCGAGGGCGCGCGUGUGCGUGGCCUCACGCACACGCGACACACCUGUCCCAGCUCGCACGUACGCUCUCACGUACACGGGAUACACCUGCCACCACAGAGAAACGCGCAAUUCCACGCUAACUCGGGCGCACCCUCGGCUCUCCGGGAAGGCCCCUACGUCGCGAGGCGGGCGACCCUCUUCUUCUCUUCUUCUGCUUCUUCCUUUUCGAGGCGACCCACCUUUCCCGCUCAGUACCGGGGAACACCUUGUCGAGCGCGCCGCGCCGAGUAAUCGAAUUUCGAGGCGCGUCGCAUCGUUCGUUCGUUCGUUCGGAAACGUCAAAUCGCACGGUCGAUCGUGGCAGAAACGUCGGGAGAUUUCGGCUGCGAGAUCGAGGCUGCGCGGGGGUCGGUCACGUAGUUGCCAAGUGGAAAAAGGAGGAAUGCAACGUCGUCGUGUGAAUUCGCGCGAGUUGCGAUCGUGCGUGUUUCCUUCUUCUACGAGCCGAGCUUCCUUCCGGCGGAGCUCGAUGGGAUGAGACGCGCGCGCGAGCAAUGGAAAAAGAUCGUUGACGAUUGUGUGACCGACUUCACGUCGCGCGAUCGAGUUUACCAUUAGGAUGCGAUGGUCUGUGAGACAUGGAACGUAGACAGAUAUAUGUAUACACACACACACACACACACACACUUUUCGGACACAAAAUUCUCCCGGCUAUUUCGGCCGACACGAUGCUCGACAAUCGCGCAAUUGUUUAAAUCAAUGUAAACAUCCGACGUCAAUGAGUGUUCAAUCAGGAAAUGCACAUCACAACGAGGAUACCCGGCGUGAAUGACGUGAAUGACGCGAUCGUCAACAAUACGUGCAUUAUCCAGCGCAACAAUAGUUGCGAAUCGCCGCUUAAUGAAUUCGCGCGCGGUUGCGUAAUGGCGAAAGAAAGAGCGCGCCGGUGAAUUUGUCGGGAUAAAUCGACAGCACGACGAGAUUCAACGCAAACGACCAUCAAUGUGAGAUUCGAGCGAGAGUAUGGCCCGAUCGACUGUAUAUAAACGAUGAAAAUAAACAAGAAGAAAAGAUGAACCGUAAGCAAAGUGGAAAGUCGGGGAAUUGACGAUUCUUCUGCAACAAACGCCAAGAUGAAGUUGUUCGAUUGCACUCAGUGCUUAAUGACGUUGCAUCGGCGACGCAAGUCGCAGCGACGACGCAGCUACGAGACGACGGACCCGCUGGUGAUGACGAAACGGCCGUCCAGCCGUCGCCAACGUCCUCGCCGCGGCGAGUCCGCCUCUUCGCGGAGAGCUGCUGGCUCUUCGCGCUCCAAGACCCGGCUUCUCAGCGUGGUGCGUCGAUUCAGCGCGUCGUGGAGGCGAGGACGGGUGAUCGCGAGGAUGACGGUCGCGAGGAGCAAACUGGAGGCACGCCCGAGGCCGAAGAAGAAGUUGCUCGCGAAGACCGACAGACCGAGGCGCGUGGGAAUAUCCAGGACAUUUAAUAGAGCCUACUUAAGGAAGGAAAUCGUGAGCGUGGAAACGCCGGGAGGCAACGACACCGGGCAGGAAGACGACGCUGGCGGAAGAAGGGCCGGGCAGCUUGAGCGUGAAUACUACGAGCACCUGGAAGCACUCAAGUUCCUCAUCGACCCGCCGCCGUGUUUCCGCAACACGGAGACCAGGCAGAACUUCGAGAACAAGUUGAACAGCCUGGACUUGAGGCGUAUGAACACCGUGGCGAUCCCGGAGGGACCCGUGGCGAAUGGACGGCACCGGGACGCGAAGCGUCUCAACGGGUUCCGCUGGAGCCCGAUCCGUGAAAAUGGCGGCUUAUGCGGCGAUCGUGAGAGGUCGUGCGCGAAGACCCUGGACCGUAUCGUGGAGGAACGUCUGAGGAUCGAGCGGACCAUGCUCGAUCUGUUCGUCAAGGCGCCGAUCUUGAAGAGCAACCACGGCGAACAGAUGCCGUACGCGCGGGAGAAUAAAACCGUUCGUUUCAAGGACGAGGUGGAGCGAACAUCUGUCGGGCAACGGGCAGGAUCGGAGGGCGGUGAACGUUACGAUAAGGCGGAAUCGAGUAAUCGCACAAAGACAGAGAUCACGAGGAAGAAGGACACUUGUCGGGACGGGCUGCUGGGCGAGAGUUCGGAAAUGUUCGAUGUCGAAACAAGGAACGGUAUGUAGCGAGAUUCGAUUGGGCGAGCUGUUCAUUUAACAGAAGAUGGACAGAGAGAGAGAGAGAGAGAGAGAGAGAGAGAAAGGUAGAUAAACCGAAAUAAUCCCGGGUUUGGGAUUUUAAUUAAAAUAUAUAUUUAAAUUUGGGACUCAA